Messenger RNA from Lampris incognitus (smalleye Pacific opah), 1092 nucleotides. RefSeq lists its product as uncharacterized. Gene Ontology annotation, biological process: DNA integration; DNA transposition. Gene Ontology annotation, molecular function: DNA binding. NCBI's taxonomy places the organism in Eukaryota, Metazoa, Chordata, Actinopteri, Lampriformes, Lampridae. The transcript is spliced from 4 exons. The record is from RefSeq and is a predicted model, not a curated record. The coding region runs from base 1 to 1092 and encodes 363 amino acids.
AUGGCCAGAAAAAGAGAACUUUCAUCUGAAACUCGACAGUCUAUUCUUGUUCUUAGAAAUGAAGGCAAUUCCAUGCGAGAAAUUGCUAAGAAAUUGAAGAUUUCCUACACCGGUGUAUACUACUCCCUUCAGAGGACAGCACAAACAGGCUCUAACCAGAGUAGAAAAAGAAGUGGGAGGCCGCGUUGCACAACUGAGCAAGAAGAUAAGUACAUUAGAGUCUCUAGUUUGAGAAACAGACACCUCACAGGUCCCCAACUGACAUCUUCAUUAAAUAGUACCCGCAAAACACCAGUGUCAACAUCUACAGUGAAGAGGCGGCUGCGGGAUUCUGGGCUUCAGGGCAGAGUGGCAAAGAAAAAGCCAUGCAGAACAAAUGAAAAGAUGCUGGAAGAAUGCCUGACGCCAUCUGUUAAGCAUGGUGGAGGUAAUGUGAUGGUCUGGGGUUGCUUUGGUGCUGGUAAGGUGGGAGAUUUGUACAGGGUAAAAGGGAUUCUGAAUAAGGAAGGCUAUCACUCCAUUUUGCAACGCCAUGCCAUACCCAGUGGACAGCGCUUGAUUGGAGCCAAUUUCAUCCUACAACAGGACAAUGACCCUAAACACACCUCCAAAUUGUGCAAGAACUAUUUAGAGCAGAAGGCCUGUGACUGGGGAAUCACUCAUAAAGCCACGGCAAAGCAGGACUACACCAAGAUAACCGGUCUGGUCGUCCAGGAGAGGGGGGUCUUCCUGUCGAACAGUGGCCUGUUGGGUGCAUCUCCAGAUGGGACAGUGUCUGACGAGUGCAUUAUUGAGGUCAAAUGUCCCUGGUCAGUGAAAAACCUGACAGUCCGACAGGCAGCAGCAGAGAAAGGGGACUUCUUUCUGCAGCUGGAUGGAGAGUCUGGUUCCCUGACACUACGGCCAACACAUCCAUACUGGCAUCAGAUCCAGGGCAACCUACAGCUGACUGGAGCCAGCACUUGCCACCUGGUUGUAUGGACCCUUUCUGAUCUCGUCAUCCUGCCAGUGCUGAAAGACCCAACAUGGGCACGUAACAUAGAUGUUCUGGAAACAUUUUACAAGGAUAUUUUCCUACCAAAAAUUCUGUAG